AGUAUCUCAGACGUUGUUCAGUAAGAGGAAUAUAAAGGUCGUAGCAACACCUUGGUUUUGACGCAUCUAUUUGUAUCGUCGAAAACAUACAACUAAAUCGAAGACAGCAAAGUAUUGUCUGUUCCUUAGUAUUACCUACCUACCCACACCUUCACACGUUGACUCAAGUACUCGUUUUAAACAUGACUUUCCACCCCGACACUCUCCCCGAUCUCAAGGGCAAAGUAUUCAUAGUCACAGGUGGGAAUUCUGGCAUAGGCUACUACACCGUAGCCCACCUAGCAGAACACGGCGCGCACGUUUACCUGUGCGCCCGAUCCGCAGAGAAGGGCACAGCAGCCAUCGCCAACAUCGAGAAAAUGCACCCCUCAGCCAACAUCGACCUGCUGCAGAUGGACCUCACGGACCUCGCCAGCGUCGUCGCGGCCGCGGAGCACUUCCUCGCCCGCGAAACCGCCCUGCACGGCCUGGUCAACAACGCAGGCAUCAUGGCGACGCCCUUCGCGAUGACCAAAGACGGCCACGAGGCCCAGUGGCAGACCAACUACCUCGCGCACUGGGUAUUGACGGCGCACCUGCUUCCGCUGAUGCUGCGGACCGCCAAGACGCUUCCGCCCGGCAGCGUGCGCGUCGUCAACCUCACCUCGUCGGGCCACCUGGGCGCGCCCAGGGGCGGCAUCAAUUUCGCGGACCCGUCGCUCAAGGACGGCAGCCCGUGGUCGCGCUACGGACAGAGCAAGCUCGCCAACAUCCUGCACGCCAAGACCCUGCACGCGACGUACGGCCCCGGCUCCCCCAGCGCGCGGAGCGGCGAGGGCGAGAUCUGGGUCGCGUCCGUGCACCCGGGUCUGGUCGAGACGAACCUCGCCACGUCGGCCGAGGAGUCGGGGUCGAGAGUGACAAGUGUCUUCUCGGUCUUGCGCAUGUUGGGUUUGAUGUGGCCGGCCGAUAAGGGGUCGUGGACCAGUCUGUUCUGCGCGGCGAGCCCGGAUAUGAAGGCGGAGCAGAGCGGCGCGUAUUUCGACAUUUUCCGCCGGUUCGCGGAGCCGAGCUGGCAGAGCGGUGCGGCGAAGGACGGGGAGCUCGCAAAGAGGUUGGAGGAGUGGACUGGGGAGCUGAUGAGGAGGGAAGGGUGGGUUCGGUAAUGGCGUUAAUGGGAUUUCGGUGGUUUUCGAUUAUAUCAAUAGAUUUAUUGUCAUGUAACUAACUUGAACAACGUUAUGGUCAAUUCUGGUGGAGGGCGUCUGCCGUUGUCAAUAAGUCCGGUAACGGCGGCACAGGGUAUAUUGACGUCAUGGUAGGCCGCGGUUCCAAACCGCCCCACCACUUAACUACCCC
Durotheca rogersii is the source of this 1338-nucleotide messenger RNA. Its product is annotated as NAD(P)-binding protein. NCBI's taxonomy places the organism in Eukaryota, Fungi, Ascomycota, Sordariomycetes, Xylariales, Xylariaceae. Bases 183 to 1145 code for a protein of 320 amino acids. The record is from RefSeq and is a predicted model, not a curated record. The transcript is spliced from 2 exons.